AUGGACAAUUGUCUUGUGAAAAGUAUACUUCAUAGCAGUAUUAAUAAAGACAUUUUUUCUGUAUCAUUAGUGACAAAUAGAAACUUAGUGUUACGUCAAAUGCAAUCGAUCCACUUUAUGAAUGCAUACACUUUCGUCGAGAUCUGCUUAGUGAAUUACCUUUCAUCAGAAGCAUUCAGAGACCUUGUGCAGGAACUGAUCACUGAACGCUCAGUGUUGGACGAAGUCACAUUGUUGUCAGUUCACUUGUCUAAGCAGUCGACAAUUAAUACUGUUGCAGAACGAGGCAAUGACUGUCCGGAAAGCCAACCUUGGCCGUGUCGAACACCCAGAAUAUGUUUAUCAUUCGAUUUUAUAUGUGAUGGUGAACCAGAUUGUCCUGAUCUGUAUGAUGAAGAUCCUGAAAUGUGUACGGCAAAAUUAAGGCCAGCACAAGAACAUUUAGCUGGAUUUAUACAUCGAUAUCAAAGUUGGUUAAUACCCAGGUUUUUGGGACGUGGAACACCGGAGGAACUGGCAGCUAAACUUGUCGAAAGUAAGACAGUGUCCGAUUACGCAAUAGCUGCAAGGUUGAAUGCAACACAAUUAAACAACUUGAUAAAACUAAUGGAAGGUGUUAAAGCGGGUAAAGAAAUGGAGCUGUUCCUGUUGGGUAUGCCAUUGGGGGCAUGGAGCGAGCUAUACACUCUAUUUCAUCGAAUAUAUAUUAGUGGGUUUCUGGAUAACGUUGAACCAGCUGAAAAUUUCCAGUCUUUAAACAAACAACACAAACAAGAAUUCUGGAGAAAUCAUCUUAAUCAACAAGUGAAACGUUAUCUUUAUUAUUAA
This is a messenger RNA of Trichobilharzia szidati, 828 nucleotides long. The record is from the annotation of a GenBank genome assembly. NCBI's taxonomy places the organism in Eukaryota, Metazoa, Platyhelminthes, Trematoda, Strigeidida, Schistosomatidae.